Messenger RNA from Labrus mixtus (cuckoo wrasse), 4417 nucleotides. It is a transcript of the gene ccnjl, whose product is annotated as cyclin J-like. NCBI's taxonomy places the organism in Eukaryota, Metazoa, Chordata, Actinopteri, Labriformes, Labridae. Bases 450 to 1721 code for a protein of 423 amino acids. The transcript is spliced from 6 exons. Gene Ontology annotation, molecular function: cyclin-dependent protein serine/threonine kinase regulator activity. Gene Ontology annotation, biological process: mitotic cell cycle phase transition; regulation of cyclin-dependent protein serine/threonine kinase activity. Gene Ontology annotation, cellular component: cyclin-dependent protein kinase holoenzyme complex; nucleus; cytoplasm. The record is from RefSeq and is a predicted model, not a curated record.
UGUAGUAAAAUCAGGCCUUUUGUGAAGAAAUGUGGGUGUUUGUAGUUUUGACUCUGCCCUCCAAAGGACUACAACUCCCAGGUUAGAGGAGGGCCCUUCACGUCGAGCGCACGAGCCUCGCACCGUAACAGCAGCAGCUGGUGCAGCCGACGACGUUACUUUGUUAGACCGGAGACACCGGAGAGACACGGACGGGCAGAAUUUCUCGGAAUAGUGCGAACAGUUGGAGGAGAAACGGCGCGACCGAACGCCUGUUGCCGGGAUUUUGCGGUGGCAGGUGUUUUACGAACUUAUCCGCGGAUUUAAACGGUUGUGUUUUCGCCGAGAAAAACGUUGUUUUCUCAAAGUUGAGCCGAAGAGGAGUUCAGGAUGUCGGACUGAGACAAAGGGGUCUGGGGGGCAAUCCCGUCGGAGCGCAGGUAAAACUUGUGUCUGGAAGUCUCCUCUGGAUGGGAAAGAUGGAGAGGGAGUUGCAAUGGUGGAAGGGACAGCUAGCUGCAGAUAUCCAUCAAUCCCUCCGCAUCAAGGAGCUGAAGCUGCCGGUCUAUCGAGCCCACUCCCCUCAGAUUGGCAUGCGACGAUACUUUGCAGACUUGUUGGCCAUCCUGAGUAAUCGCUACCAGCUCUGUCCCACAGCGCGACACCUCGCAGUGUAUCUGCUGGACCUCUUCAUGGACCACUAUGAUGUGGCCGUCAAGCAGCUCUAUGUCAUUGCCCUAUCCUGCCUGCUGCUAGCCAGUAAAUUUGAAGAGAAGGAGGACCGGGUUCCCAAACUGGAGCAGCUGAACUCCCUGGGCUUCAUGUGCAGCCUCAACCUGGUUCUCAACAAAAAGGACCUGAUCAAAAUGGAGCUUCUGCUGCUCGAGACCUUUGGCUGGAACCUGUGCAUGCCCACCCCCGCCCACUUUAUUGACUACUACCUCCACGCCUCGGUGCAGGAAGGCGACCUGUACAACGGCUGGCCCCUCUCUUCCCUUUCAAAGACCAAGGCCUUCAUGGACAAAUACACUCACUACUUCCUGGAAGUGUCACUGCAGGACCACGCCUUCCUGAGUUUCAGACCUUCUCAGGUUGCUGCUGCGUGUGUGGCAGCAUCUCGCAUUUGCCUUCAGAUUUCCCCUAGCUGGACCACUGCCCUGCACCUACUAACAGGCUACACCUGGGACCACCUCACCCAGUGCAUUGAACUCAUGCUGCUUGCUCAUGACAACGAUGUUAAGGAGGCCAACAAGACCAAAUCCACUCCUCCUCACAGACCCUCCUCUCUGCAGUCGCAGCCUCAGGCAACUCACCUUUCUCCGGUAUCAGCCAUCCAGAGACCAACUUCUUCUUCCUCCUCCACCUCCUCCACACCUCAGCUGCUCUUUCAACCGGACGCCUUCCCUCACCUUUCUCAGCAUUCCCCAUCCCUCUCCCAGCUGCAGGCGCUUGCUGACUCCCAAGCUCUGGGGUCAGUGGUGAACAUGUCUCAGGACUUUCUUCAGAGCCACAGGAUGGGGCUCCUCACUGCGGCUCCCUCCAUGACUCCUGCAGGCGGGUUCCCAUCCUACCCAAGCCUGACCUCCACUCUCCAACCAGUGGCGCGAGGGUUGCCCCUUCAGGGCCCCAUUUCAGUGCAGAUGGCCCUCACAGGAGAGCCGCGCCACUGUCUGAGCAUGGCCUACAGCGGGGCCUACCUGGGGGCUCAUCACACCUUUGCAGCCGGCUGCUUCGACAGGUGACGCCAGGAGACGGAGAGAGAACACAAACCCCUGCAGGACUGCACUGCCAUGCUUCUGUCCAAAGUCCCCACCCCUAAAUACCCUUUCUCAGACCUCCUCUCUCUCUCCGUCAGUUCCGCUACACCUCGUUCGGUUGUCCCGUCCCUCUCCCAGAGACGCCUCAAACGCAAGCAGAGAUCAAAGGGCAAGACAGACCCGCUGGAAGUCAUCACACUGACAUGACCAAGGCUCCACUGACUGAAUCAUUACUGCCGUAUUCCGGACUCGUUUUAUCAAAGUGUGUUAUUAUGAGCCUGUCGUCACUGUGAGAUGAAGGCAGCAGUGUGAUUCAACACCCACCUCAUUCAGUGCCUCAUCUCAGUUGUGUAAUAGCAGAGCCAAUUUUAGAAUGGCACAGAGCACAAAGUAUCUGUAGUAAGGAUGUAUUUGCUGCUUGACAUAUUUUUGCUUUUAAUUUCUAAUCCCAAAAAUUGAACUCAUUAUAGAGAGGAGAAAUUGGCCUAGUAUUAUCAUGUCUUUAUCCAACAUUUAUGUGAGAUAGAUAAUGAGAGUUUUUAAAAAAAAAAUGUAAAUCCUGUAGACUCUGUCCGAGCUGAAGUACUCAGCUCAUGCAUGGCUGCAGUGUUUCAUUUUUUCUCACUCCCCCCCCCCCCCCCCCCCUCCUGUCUGUCCUCUUCAUCUCAUCUUUCUCAUGCCCAAAGUCGAGCCUCGUGGUAGAGCCGUCACAGCACCCCCCCCCCCCAGCUGGACACAUGGCUCUACAAGCUUUGUCAAACUAAAGUUUUAAUGUCACUGUCUCUGGCAUCACUCAAAGAAUUGAACAUACACUGAUGUGACUUGACCAGCAAGGUGAAGGAGACGUGGACGUCGGUUGUGUAUUGUACAUAUGAAUUGCUGCUGCCUUCUAAUGAACUGUUGGUUCUGUGUCUGUGUUAAUGACUCCAAUGUUUACAUGAACCACUAAGUAUCAGGGACUUGAACAAGAUUACUUGAAUAUAAUGCCAUUGAAACAUGCCAUAGCUUUUUAUUUAUGAUAUCUUUCUUUUUCAAUUUGUUUCUUUGAUUUAGUGUAGCUUUUUAUACCAGCUUAGAAACACACCAUUGAUUAGUUAUUUUUGUACCUGUUCAUAGAAACUGUGUAUUCAGGCUCAGGUUUCAAGGCUGAAAAUAGCAGCCUUCUCAUUAUUCUCUGCUAUUAUGCUUUAAAGUGGAUGCUACUGCAGCAUCUGUGGAGUCUGGCGUAUUCUCCUUCCUCAUCACUGGACCAUACUCUGCAUACAAGUCAGUUACUGAGAGCAUGAAACCGUGUGUUUGCUUGGUGGUGGAAAAACCUCGUGGUCACUGGUUUAAAGCAGACAUCUGUACUCAGUCCACAGUAAUUGCUUCUCAGAUUUCUAAAGCUGCAAUCUGUCUCUUCCUGUUCAAGUAUAAACACAUCCAGAUUGGGUUGCAAGCUGGUUACCAUGGUGAUACCUGAAAUGAUUGCAGAAAAUUAGGAUGGCUGUUGAGGGUGUGUGAGGGUUAAUUUUCUCCACUCAUUAGUCAAAGAAGAAAUUAUUAGGUAUUAUUUCACACAGCUCCUUUCAUCUGGCCUGCUGUCAGAAACCCAAAGAGAUCAAGUUUGAUUUGAAACAAAAGAAAAACAGCAUGAUGUGACAUUUGAGAAGCUAACCAGAGAAUUUUGAGCAUUCUCGUCUGAAAAAAUUCUUAAUGCGACGAAUUGCUGUCAGUUAACAAACCACUCUUACUAAAUGUUGUCGCUCUCCAGUGGACGUCACCCUGAAGAAGAAUGCUGACUGAUCAAACAUAUAAAGCUGCUCAGUGUUGAGGAAACUGUGAGCUUAAUUUAUGAAAUCUUUCAUUCUUGACUGAAGUCUGAAAGUUAGGAAUUAAACUACUGUGGAAGUUGGACUUCUUCUCCAUGACGUGCCUCUUUCCCCAAAUCGUACAUUUACCCGGAAACUUGUGUGUUUCUCAGAAAAAAAGUACAUGAAGCCUUCUGAAGCUGUAAUACUGAAACUGUUACUUUGUCAAACCACAAAACCUUUUGAUUUUCAGCCACUGAAAAGGACAUGUUGAUAUUCUGCUCAGUGAUCUUGAACUAUGAAACUAUGCCUUUGAAUUCUUUAUGUACAGUUUUUUUUUCAUUCCCUUUGUGUAUUUUAGUUUGAUUUUGUGAUUCUCCUAAUGAAUGCUGUUGGUGUGAUAUCUUUUUUUUUUUUUUUUUUCCUCUUUUUGCUCCUAACUAACAAGCAACUUCUCACUGGUGCAAUACUUGUUUUUGUCCUCUCUGUUACAACAGCCAACAGCCAUCACUGUCUCAUGUUCACCACUGGUUCAUCAUUUGUAACUUAUUUUUGGAGAAUUGUGUGAUUUCACUUGAUCUCCUGCAGAGGGCAGUGUGCUCUGAACACAAUGAAUAUGUUGCAUAUUGCAGCCGCCUCCUUCGAGUGGAAGAUAUGACUGAAUACAUUUUUUUUUUUUUUUUUAGCUAUUUAGAGAUUUUCUGUGCAUUCCCCCUCUGCUGAAAGGUCACUUGUCUAAUGUAAUGAUGAAAAGACACCACAAACUUCCAAUUUAUAUUUUUAUAUUAUUUUGUACCAACUUGUAGUCUUGGAUAAUGUGACACUGAAUGAUGGAAGGAAUCCUUUUAUCACAGUGUGCCAUGGAAAAAAUAAACACACAAUUGAACAGAG